Molecule: messenger RNA, 1855 nt
Organism: Callorhinus ursinus (northern fur seal)
Lineage: Eukaryota; Metazoa; Chordata; Mammalia; Carnivora; Otariidae
Gene: PDZK1
Product: PDZ domain containing 1
Biological process (GO): protein localization to plasma membrane
Cellular component (GO): apical plasma membrane
Molecular function (GO): protein-membrane adaptor activity; signaling receptor binding
Source: RefSeq, a predicted model, not a curated record
CCAGAAGAAGAGAAGGAGGGGGAGAGGAAAUGGAGCCUGCCCCCAUGACAGACAGCUGUUGGGCACUUUAGUGGACAAAGUGAUGUUUGAAUUGAACUUUGAAAGAAGAAAUGGCUUCCACCUUCCAUCCACGAGAAUGUGAGCUGUCUAAACAAGAAGGGCAAAGCUAUGGCUUCUUCCUGCGAAUCGAGAAGGACACUGCUGGCCACCUGGUCCGGAUAGUUGAGAAGGGUAGCCCAGCGGAGAAGGCGGGCCUCCAGGAUGGAGACCGAGUUCUGAGGAUCAAUGGUGUCUUUGUGGACAAGGAAGAGCAUAUGCAGGUUGUAGAUCUGGUCAGAAAGAGUGGGAAUUCAGUGACUUUACUAGUUCUGGAUGGGGAUUCCUAUGAGAAAGCAAUGAAAAAGCAGGUAGACUUGAAAGAGUUGGGUCAAAGUCAGAAAGAGCCGAGUGUGAAUGAUAAGAAACUGCCCUCUGUGGUGAACGAAGGAGCACAGACUUGGACCCAGCCACGGCUCUGCUACCUGGUGAAGGAGGGGAACAGCUAUGGCUUCUCUCUGAAAACUGUCCAAGGUCAAAAGGGAGUGUACAUGACGGAUAUAAUGCCUCAAGGUGUGGCUAUGAAAGCUGGUGUCCUGGCUGGUGAUCACUUGAUUGAAGUGAACGGAGAGAAUGUCGAAGAUGCCAGCCACGAGGAAGUGGUUGCCAAGGUGAAGAAAUCUGGAAGCCAAGUUGUGUUCCUGCUGGUGGACAAGGAGACUGACAAGCUCCAUGCUGAGCAGAAGAUAAAAUUCAAGAGAGAAGCAGCCAGUUUGAAAUUGCUACCCCACCAGCCCCGGGUUGUGGAGAUGAAGAAGGGAAGCAAUGGCUAUGGUUUCUAUCUAAGGGCAGGUCCAGAACAGAAAGGUCAAGUCAUCAAGGACAUAGAUUCUGGAAGCCCAGCAGAGGAGGCUGGCUUGAAGAACAAUGACCUGUUAGUCGCUGUCAACGGCGAGUCUGUGGAAUCCCUGGAUCACGACAGUGUGGUAGAGAUGAUUAGAAAGGGCGGAGAUCAGACUUCGCUGCUGGUGGUGGACAAAGAGACGGACAACAUGUAUAGACUGGCUCAUUUUUCUCCAUUUCUCUACUAUCAAAGUCAAGAACUGCCUAAUGGUUCUGUCAAGGAGACUCCAGCUCCUACACCUGCUCCUCUAGAGGUUUCAAGUCCAGAUACCACAGAGGAAGUAGGAGAUCAUAAGCCCAAGCUCUGCCGGCUGGUUAAAGGGGAAAACGGCUAUGGCUUUCACCUAAAUGCGAUUCAGGGUCGGCCAGGAUCCUUCAUCAAAGAGGUACUGAAGGGCAGCCCUGCCGAGCUGGCAGGGCUGGAGGAUGAAGAUAUCAUCAUCGAAGUGAAUGGAGUGAACGUGGCGGAUGAACCCUAUGAGAAGGUGGUAGACAGAAUUCAGAGCAGUGGGGAGAAUGUCACACUCUUAGUCUGUGGAAAGAAGGCCUAUGAUUAUUUCCAGGCUAAGAAAAUCCCUAUUGUUUCCUCCAUGGCUGAUCCACUGGAUGCCCCCACUGCUUCCAAAGAAGAAACACUGGCAGAACCAGAGCACGACUCACACAUGGCAAAACAACGAGCGUACAGUACAGCCUCACAUUCUUCUUCCAAUUCUGAAGAUACAGAGAUGUGAUGAGAGCAACUAAUGGCGUUGGCUGACAGCUGUUUCUGGGUGUUGAGUAGGGAUCCUUUCCCGAAGAAUGAGCUGCCACCCAUUCACCGUCUCUGGUAGAGACAAACUCCUCUGGAAACCAGUUCAUCAUGGGGAACUGUCUUCUGUUGUCAUUUGCCUUGGGGGUGACUACUGCAAUAGAUGGC